Astyanax mexicanus (Mexican tetra) is the source of this 4214-nucleotide messenger RNA. It is a transcript of the gene abcc13, whose product is annotated as ATP-binding cassette, sub-family C (CFTR/MRP), member 13. Lineage: Eukaryota; Metazoa; Chordata; Actinopteri; Characiformes; Acestrorhamphidae. Gene Ontology annotation, molecular function: ABC-type transporter activity; ATP hydrolysis activity; ATP binding. Bases 311 to 3316 code for a protein of 1001 amino acids. The record is from RefSeq and is a predicted model, not a curated record. Gene Ontology annotation, cellular component: membrane. Gene Ontology annotation, biological process: transmembrane transport. The transcript is spliced from 22 exons.
UUGACUGACAGCACUACACCAGCCCUGACCGCUGCCUCCCCUAAUUGGACUUGAGCGCGAUUUACUUUACAAACACAAUUUAUUUCUUUGUGUAAAAACACUGUUUCUCGGUAAAACAGAGGAGGAUGAGCUGCAGAUGUGUGAGUUUAAAAGUGAGGGGUGAAAUGCGCUGCCGGAGCUCCGUUUAGCCCCUGUCUGUGUGGGAUCUUUUGUCUGUUCAGUCAGAUCCUCCAGCUCUGAGGAGGAUCCUUCAGCACUGAGCUCCUCAAACCUGCCUCUGAUCAGACUGAGGGACCGGCGGACUGAGCGCAUGAGGUGCUCUCUAACUGGAAGCUUUAGGAGGUUCCUCUGUGAUGUCCGAUGGGCAGCCAUGAGGUGUAGAAAGCUGCUGCUGUGUCUGAUUGAUCUGUGGAACGAUGAGCACUCAGACCUCUCUCUGGACUUUGAGCAAGCUUGGAGAAUGCAGCUAAGAAACAAUGAGGAGAUCAAAGACCCGGAGGGGGAAGCUCUACUGUCCUUUUUUUCAUUCACUCCGGGACUCUCUCUCCUCUACACCUUGUGCACGAUGUUGCGUUCAUCAUUACUCAAGGUCACUGUGCUGAGGCUGUCAGCUGACCUGCUCAUCUUAUUUGGCCUUUUCACCCUUAGGUGGGCAAUCUUGUUCUGUGAGGGGCAGCCUGUGCUUGACUGGGCAGAGUAUGUCUAUACUCUGGUCAUCCUGGGGUCAGCCUGCUGCUAUGCUGUGUCUCAACACCUGCUUCAGAGACUGAGCAGAAAAACUGCAGCCAGCGCUCAAGCAGCCUUAUCUGGUGCCCUCUGCAGGAAGGCAUUGUCUUUGUCCAACAGCCCCCAGCACCAGACUGACUGCACUGAAGUGGUCUCCCAGCUGUCGGUGGAUGCUGACCGCGUCACAGAGCUGGUGGGGACCCUUCCAUGGCUCUUCUCCUCUCCCCUGAGGGUGGCUCUCUGUGUGUGGAUCCUAUGGAUUGAGCUGGGCUUUGCUGUGAUGGGGGGUGUGAUACUGCUGCUUUGUCUUGUUUUAGUCCAGUCUUCAAUGGAGCAUCGCAUCAGACUGCUACAGUGCAGUCAAGUGGUGAUUCGAGAGGAAAGCAAAAACCUCAUUAAGGAGAUGCUGAAUGAGAUUAAGGCAUUGAAGCUGCAGGCGUGGGAGAAUAUAUUCCAGCACCAGGUUUCAGAGGUGUGGGAGCGGGAACUGGAGACGCUCAGAGUUCUGGGCUAUCUUAAGGCCUUUUCUACACUCAUCCAUAUUUGCAUGCCUUUUCUGGUGUGUCUGUUCAGCCUGGGUGCGUUUGUGCUGAUGGAUGAGGGAAACGUUUUGACGCCCUCUCAGGUGUUCAUGUGUCUGUGUAUCUUCAGAAUGCUUCUGCAUCCAAUCCUGAAAGUCCACACACUCUCAUCUCAUUUGAAAGAGACAGAGCAGUCUGCCUGCCGCCUGGAGGAAUUUCUUAUGACUGGAGAUCCAGACACUAAGAAUUUUCAUGUAGACACUUUGCAAGAAUUACCCAGCAGGCUCCAGCACUGUGACAGAUGUAAUAACAGGACACACUGUGAAACCGAAAAGGAAUCAGAGCUGUUUCCCAUCCGUAAACAGGGCAGUGGAGGGGCACUCUGGCAGUAUCUGAGGGCUUUUGGCUGGCACUGGGUAAUUCUCACCCUGUUGGCCCAGCUGGGGGUGUGUUUGGUGGGUGUGGCCCAUAAUGGGUUACUGUGCGUGUGGACGGCGGAGGCGAAGGAGGUGCAGGGUCUGGAGGAGUGGAAGGAGCUCAGAAACUCACGCCUGUCUGUCUACACACUGUUCGGGCUCCUGCAGGCACUGCUGGUGAGCUGGGCAGCAUAUUGUGUGAACUGUGGCUCUUUUAGGGCCUCCCAGUCUCUGCAGUGUAAUCUGAUCUCCAGUGUCCUUCACCUGCCCCUAAGUGUGCACCUGACCACUGACCCCACACAUCUACUGCACACCUUUACUCAGAACAUGUACGUGGUUGAAGAGCAACUGCCCCAACAUCUGCACACCUUGGGAAGUUGUCUGCUGCAGAUGAUUGCUUCCUUACUGCUGAUCACCUUCAUCAUCCCUGUCUUCAGCAUCGCACUGUGUCCUCUAACCUUCCUCUUCCUCACUGUCCAGUCUCAUUACUCUUCUGUACAGAAUCAGGUCAGACACAUGUCUUCAGUUGUCCCAUCAGUGCAUAUGAAGCAGUUUAAUGGAGACCCAACUUUACCUCACAUGCGUGAGGAACUCUGUCUGAACCAUGUCCUCCAAACCCUUAGUCAGAACCUGCAGAUACAACAAAACAGCAUCGACAUGGAGAGGUGGGCUUUGUUGCGGCUGGACGCUGUUUGGGCAGUGGGUUUAUUCCUUAUCAGUCUGGUCUUACUGGACAGUGCAGACUCUCUGGACUCUGGCAUCAUAGCUUUGGCUUUAGUUUAUGGCUUCAGUAUGAGAGAAGUGAUGCACCUGUACACGGUCAGCUCUGCCGAAAUUUCAAGCAAAGCACUUGCAGUACAGAGAAUCUGUGUUUACACCAAAAUGGAGAAGGAGCCAGAAUGCAGAAAGGAUCACAGAGACCCCCCUGAUUGGCCCUGGAAAGGAGAGAUUGAGUUUAUACAGUAUGCAACUGAGGCUUGUCCCACUUCACCAGCAUUCAGAGGAGUUAACUUCAGCAUUUCAAAAGGAGAGAGUGUUGGAGUUAUAAGCAGAGAGAAAGCUGAGACAGAUGGUGUGAUUAGCUGUCUGUUCAGAGCAGUGGAGGCCAGUUGUGGAGCUAUUCUUAUUGAUGGAGUAAACAUUGCCAGUGUGAGCCUCCACACCCUGCGCAGCCGCCUGCAUCUCAUCCCUCAGGUGCCUGUGCUGUUCUCCAGUUCUGUGAGGGCCAAUGUGGAUCCUUAUGCACUGUGCUCUGAUGCCCAGGUGUGGCAGGUGUUGGAGCUGUGCCAGUUAAAAGAAAAGCUGCUUCACCCCAUACAGAGCAGCUCCACCGCUCACAGGUUCAUUAGCUCUGGAGAAAAAAGGCUGCUGUGUUUGGCCAGGGCUCUGCUGGGUAAGGCCGGAGUGCUGCUGGUAGAGGAAGCUCAUCCUGAUUCAGAAUCAGAGUGUCUGCUUCAGCAGCUAGUCCGUACUCAUCUCCCAGAAUGCACUGUGCUGUGGCUGAGUCAGAAUCCAAACAAUGUCAUGCAUACAGACAGGGUGCUGGUUCUGGAUGCUGGUCAUCCUGUGGAGUUUGACUCUCCCUCCGUUCUCCUCCAGCAGGGGAAGCUGUUCAGACAACUGCUGCGGGAGUCACAGAGAGGCGGUGUCUAACAGGAAAAUCUAUAUAUAAAUACUGUAUAGCAGGAGUAUCCAGUCUUCUCCACCAAAAGCCAGUGUGGCUGCAGGUUUUAUUUUUUAUUUCAUUUGUUUAUUUAGUCUUCACACAUCUCAUCAUGUGUGCUUUUGCUUUGUUGUAAUCACUGACUAUGUUCACAUUACAAGCCUAAUUAUUUCCAGUUUACUUGCUUAGGUCAGAUUUGGCAAUAUUGACACUUUUUCAAAAUUCAUAAAUGUAAGUAAUCUGUAUCUGUCUAUAAUCUGUCCCUGACACAGCACACAUGAUACAUUUAUCACAUUGCCUCUUGUUCUGCCAUACUGCCAGUGUUAUACCAAAUUUCUACUCCCUGCCAGAAUCGGAUUCCUUCUACCUGUGUUCUGUUUGUUUUUUGUCAGAAAAAAUAUUAAUAGAAUUUAAUUACAAAAAUCAGCAGCAGUCUGUUGUGCCAUUACUGCUGUGUAAUCCGUGUUCACAAAACUGUUGCUUUGAGUUGGAUUCUUCCAGGCAGUCAAAGUUCUGUACAACACUGAUGGUGGCUGAUGGUUAUAUCACUAAGCACAUGCAUACCGGCAAAAAGAGGCAUAAAAUCUGAUCUGACUGUUCACGUUCAUACAUAUCUGAUCUGAUCUUGCUUCAGUUUUUGAGACGUUUUUCUGUCAGAAAAAUAAAACAUGCAGUCAUACCAGAUGAACAAUAAAAUAUACAUGUUUUGUUACAAUAAAGCAGCUAUUUAGUAAUAGAUUGAGUGCUACUGUUAAAACAAUACAAACAAAAAAAAAAAUAUUUUUUUUUGAUGACAGGUGAAUGCUAACAUAACACCAAGGGCAAAAAGUGAUUAGACUUUUUUUUAUUCUGAAUAAUUAAUCAAUAUAUAUAUAUAUAUAUAUAUAU